AUGGCCGCUGUCAAGCAGCAAGUUUUGAACUGGCUGUACAGUGUCUUGACAAGUGAAUACAGAGAUGUGAACCGUACAUACAACGACGUCGCGCAGGCGCUGUCGCAUUACUCCUCUUUGUCUCCGCGAACCGAUGUGUACACAUACGAAAAUGGAAAAUCAGCUCUACUUCUCCAUCUUUCAGGCACCCUGCCCGUCGUCUUUCGAGGCACAACCUACAGAUUUCCUGUCGCAUUAUGGGUUCCCCAUGCAUACCCACUAGAGCCUCCUUUGGUAUAUGUCACACCAACAGAGGGGAUGAUGGUUAGGCCAGGUCAACAUGUCGAUCCACAAGGCAAAAUAUACCACCCAUACCUGGUGGGGUGGGCUGAAUUCUGGGAUAAAUCGAACAUCCUUGACUUCUUAGCUAUACUGCGUGAAGUGUUUGCCAAAGAGCCUCCAGUCAUAUCUCGGCAGCAGCAGGCACCUCGACCUCAGCAAGCUCCAGCGCCUCCCCCAGUCCCACCAUUACCUCCUGGUGUAGGGCGACCGAUUUCCGAGUCUCCUUCUCAGACCAACGACCAAGUUCGACCUCCUCCCCCGCCACCAAAGCCUACCAGCGAUCCACAAUCCUACUCGGCCGCUGGCCCUUCGAGAAGAGACAGUGGCCCUCCUUUACCACCACUCCCUCCACAACCCAAUCAAGACAAUGCCCGAUAUGGCCAGCAAACGCCACCCAAUGGACAACCACAGGCUCCACAAAGAAUAAGUACUCUUCGAUACGAAAAUGCACCACCUUUACCUUCUCAGCCGCAACGCCAAUCAAGUAGGGACUCUACGUUUAGUCCCCCUUUGAAUGGUCCUCCAGAACCCUACAGGCAGUCUUCACAAGGCCAAGCAUAUCAACAACCUCCACACGUCUCGAAUGUAAAUCCACAAUAUAACACCCAACCCAACAGACCUCCUUCGUACGUGCCACAGCAACAGCCGUACCAAGGCCAACCUCAAUGGCAACAAUACCCACAACAAGCGCCUCAGCAACCAAAACCAAAGCCCCCCCCACCACCAGAUCUUCUCGAUGCACCGCUCGUCCUCGCUGUUCCCUCUGAAUCCUCUACAAACCUACCUGCUCCCCCUGUACCACCAAAUCCAGAAAAGGACAUGCUUCUCCAUAAUCUCGGUCGAGCAUUGUAUUCUCAAAGGCAGCAUACUCUCAAUCAAACCACUUCAAGUCUUCCAGGUCUAGAUGCCCAACACAAAGCCAUGCUCAAUACACUCUCAAGUAUGCAAGCCGAGAUCCAAGCUCUCGAGUCUCUGAAUACGCUCUUGAACAGCAACACAAGUAUUUUACAUACAGCUCUCCACGAUGCCGACGGAGUAAUUGAAUCAAGUCAGCACCGAACUGCUCCUAAUGUGGAUGAGCUCUUGGUGGCUCCGACAGUAGUUGCCAAUCAGCUCUAUGAUCUUGUGUGUGAGGAACGAAGUCUGGGAGAUGCGUUGUUUGUUUUAGGACGAGCAGUUGAGAGAGGUAGGAUCACACCAGCAGUUUUUGCCAAGAUGACGAGGACAUUGGCACGGGAGUGGUAUCUGAAGAAGGCUCUUGUGAAGAAGAUUGGCAGAGGCAUGGGUUUAAAUACUUAUUGA
Messenger RNA from Mollisia scopiformis, 1623 nucleotides. Its product is annotated as UEV-domain-containing protein. Lineage: Eukaryota; Fungi; Ascomycota; Leotiomycetes; Helotiales; Mollisiaceae. The coding region runs from base 1 to 1623 and encodes 540 amino acids. The transcript has 4 exons. Gene Ontology annotation, biological process: protein modification process; protein transport; endosome to lysosome transport. Gene Ontology annotation, molecular function: ubiquitin binding. The record is from RefSeq and is a predicted model, not a curated record. Gene Ontology annotation, cellular component: ESCRT I complex.